Cucumis sativus (cucumber) is the source of this 2747-nucleotide messenger RNA. RefSeq lists its product as uncharacterized. The record is from RefSeq and is a predicted model, not a curated record. Gene Ontology annotation, molecular function: carbohydrate binding. NCBI's taxonomy places the organism in Eukaryota, Viridiplantae, Streptophyta, Magnoliopsida, Cucurbitales, Cucurbitaceae. The coding region runs from base 101 to 2572 and encodes 823 amino acids. The transcript is spliced from 3 exons.
UCAUUCACAACCUUCCCCCAAGGGAUAAGAUCAUAAAACCAAUGCCUAUCUUUAAUUUUUCUCAUUAUUCCAAUUUUCUUUAAUUUCUUCUUUUACAUCCAUGGAGUUUGACCUUGUGAAUCGUCCACAUCAACACCCAUUGUUCUUCAAUGAAGACGGUAGAAAAAUCAAUGGUGAAGUAGCUUUUUGCUCCCGAUGCCGUCAACCACUCCGGCCACCGGCGUUCACCUGCUCCAACUUCGAUUGCAACUUCCACAUCCAUCAAUCAUGUCUCCACCUUCCUCCUCAAAUCCACUCCCCCUUCCACCCCUUGCACCCUCUUUUCUUAGAAACCAACAACUAUUUCUGUACCGUCUGCUGGCAAAUGCCUUCUGGCGACGUUUACCGAUGCCGUAAAUGCAAUUUUCAAAUCGACAUCAAAUGCGUUCUCACCGACACCAAAUCCAGCGGCUUACGUCGUAUCUCUGGCGAUCAGUUUCGACAUUUCAGCCACCCACAUCCAUUAACUCUUCAACUAGAAGAAAACAGAGGAAAAAAUAGAGUGGUUUGUUUUGUGUGUGAUUUGCUUAUAAAAUCAACCCCUUCUUACUUUUGUUCACAAUGUGACAAUCAUUUCCAUCAAGGAUGUGCGGAGUUACCACGCGAGUUGUAUGAUGUUCGAUUUCAUCAACACCCUUUAUUUCUUCUUCCCAAUCUUAGCUUUGCUAAUUUCCUCUGUGAUAGUUGCAACAACAACUGUAGAAAGUUUGUUUACAGUUGCCCUCAUCCUCGACAUUGUAAAUUCAAUCUCCAUGUAGCUUGUUUACAAUCUUUCAAUCACGAACAUAAUUUCACUGCGUUUCGGAAUGCAAUGGAUUCUUUUGAUUGUCGAGUUUGUGGUAAGAAAGGCAAUGGAUUCCCUUGGUUUUGUGAGAUUUGUCAUAUUUUAGCUCAUAGAAAAUGUGCUAAAUCGCCAUUAACUCUAAGGACAGUUGGACACCAUCUCCAUGAUCUUACUCUCACCUACUUUCGUGAUAAUGUCCCGAAUCAUACUCGUUAUUGUAAGAUCUGUGGCGAGAAACUAGAAAUGAAAUUUGCUGGGUAUGGCUGUUACGAAUGCAAUUACUUUACCCAUCUGGAUUGUGCUGAAACCCAACGCUUUGACCUACAAUCUACUCCCAUAGUUGAUUUGACGACGAAUCAUUAUUCUUCUAACAACGAACAUGACAAUGAGAUUCAAUGUUCUGUUCAUUCCCAUAACUUGAAUUUGACGAUGGGGAUUAGGAGAAAAGGAGAUAGAAUUUGUGAUGGGUGUUUAAAGGGUCUUUUAAGUUCAUCUUAUGGUUGUCAGCAAUGUGAUUUCUAUGUCCACAAAGAAUGUGCUAAAUUGCCAAAAACUAAAACUCAUUUCCUCCAUCAGCAUUUACUCACUCUCAUCUCAAUCCCGAAUUUCAUCUUCCAUUGUGAAGCUUGUCACGAAUACUUCCACGGCUUCGCAUACCACUGUAAAACAUGUCUCUCAACAUUCGACAUUCGUUGCACUUCAAUUAAAAUCCCAUUUAAACACCCGGGUCAUCAACAUCCCCUGUCUCUUGACAGAACAAAUGAAGAACACAAUUGUGAGGCAUGUGGAGAAGGGGUCAGAAACAGAGUAUCAUUUCGAUGUGUUGACUGCAACUUUUAUUUGGAUGCGAAAUGUGCAACGCUGCCACUUACAGUAAGAUACAGAUUCGACGCGCAUCCAUUGAAUUUGACAUUUGUAGAGGAAGAGGAAAGCGAUGAAUAUUACUGCGAUGUUUGUGAAGAAGAAAGAGAGCCAUGGUUGUGGUCUUAUAGUUGUCGAAUUUGCUGUUUUGAGGCGCAUUUGGGUUGUGUUCUUGGAGAGUUUCCGUUUGUAAAAUCAAAGAUUCAUGAAGCUCAUAAGCAUCCGCUGAGUAUGGUAAUGAAAGGGAAAGAACAAAUGAAUUGUGGGAGUUGCAAUGAAUGGUGUGAUGAGAAUUUGGCGUUUCAAUGUGGAACUUGUAAAUUCAAUGUCCAUGCAAUUGGACGUUGUUACCAACAGCAGCUAAAACAGGGGAAGCUUGCAUAUACACAGCGGUAUUUUUACUCUCGUGGAGUUGAACUCUAUGAGCGGCCAACUAUAUACUCCCCUAUUCGUGAACCAUUGAGGCUACAUGGAGGCAAAGGGGGAAAUUCAUGGGAAGAAAAGGUUUUCACAACAGUUAGGACAUUUGUUGUUUAUCAUCAACAAUGUGUCCAUGCCAUUCAAAUUUAUUAUGAGAAGAAUGGGAAAGCUAUUUGGUCUGCUAAGCAUGGUGGAGAUGGUGGAACCAAAUAUGAGGUUGUAUUUGAUUACCCAUAUGAAUAUCUUGUUUCCAUUCAUGGCUCCUAUAACAAUGUAAUGGAACUUGAAAGAGUUGUUAUCGAAUCAUUGACACUAGAAACCAAUAAAAGAGUUUAUGGGCCUUUUGGAAUUGAAGAUGGAACAAAAUUUUCAAUCCCCAACAAGAGAGUGAAGAUUAUUGGUAUCCAUGGAAAAUGCAGUUCAUAUCUUGAUUCAAUUGGGCUCCUUACUCUUUCAACUCGAUCAUAAUUUCAUCUUCUUUUACUAAUAUGCCAUAGGUUGUUGUAAAUUGUAAUUAUAGUAGGUCAUACAAAAUAGAAAAAUACCACAAUGCUCAUCGUCCCAAAUGUGUUGUAAAUUUACUGUUAUGAAUGAAUGUCAAUUUUGACAAACUUUACCUGUGCAAGUUUAAAAAUUCCAUUCA